Molecule: messenger RNA, 3156 nt
Organism: Haliotis rufescens (red abalone)
Lineage: Eukaryota; Metazoa; Mollusca; Gastropoda; Lepetellida; Haliotidae
Product: palmitoyltransferase ZDHHC22-like
Exons: 2
Coding region: 496-1446 (316 amino acids)
Molecular function (GO): palmitoyltransferase activity
Source: RefSeq, a predicted model, not a curated record
AAGAAACCGUAGCGCAUGCGCAAUUGGUUGAAUGUUUAUGAAAGCCUACUUGUCGUCAACUACUGUUACUCUUUGUUAUUGAUAAUAAUAACAUUUACUGUAGGUUGGUUACAUAUUUUUAUUUUUCAUAUUCGUUAACUAUCGUGUAUUUGCAGAGUAUUAAUGAAUCAUCUUUUGUGAAAAGCAACAAGUUAUACGAUGGUUUACUUCAUUAAUGUUGGAAAGUAAAGGUAAGUCUUUCGACAAGCAUACUCUUGGGCAGUGCAGACAGUGACUUCCGGUUUGGUAUCAAUAACAAGAAUUUUGUUAAAAUGUCAACUGUAGUUGUUAUUUGUGCUUUCCUGAACAAUGAAUAAGGAUUUUUGGCUAAAUUUACAGCAGAGUAAGCACUGAUUGACUCAGACCGAAAAAUGAGUAAGUUCAGCAUUACAGAAAACAGUCAAAGCAGGGACAACAUUGAGCUGAAUAACUGAACGGAAUCCACAUAUCUUCAAGAUGAACAAUCACUAUGAAUCAGUUCGUGUCAUGGACAUAGACACUUCAGGGGGCCUGUACCCCUCCUGCCAGGGAAUUCAUGGUUUAAAACGCAGCAGCUGGAAAUGGAAGCUGCAGCUUCUUAACCUGUGUGGGAUGAUCUACUUUUUUCUGUACUCUGUCACAGCUCUAGUAGUAGGAGUCACUGUUGCUCUGCCUGAGCUCUACAAAAAUAACCCAGAUGUGCUGUUUUACCGAGUUUUAGCAGGCUGGUAUAUAUUUUCCAUGCUUGUAGUCAAUCAUAUUUGCAUAGUCCGUAAUUACAAGAGGUCUGUGGUGGACUCGUCAACAUGCACAGCCCUUUUAAACCAGACUGAAACAAGUGCAGAGGAGAAGCGUUGGAAACAAUGCUUCACAUGUAACCAGCUGGUCCCUCCUCGAGCCAAGCACUGCCCACUCUGUGACAGAUGCGUCCUCAAAAGGGAUCAUCACUGCUUUUUUGCUGGAUGCUGUAUCGGCUUCCAUAACCAGCGAUACUUCAUUGUGUUCUGUUUUUAUGGAACCCUUGGUGCUCUGUACAGUUUGUGCAUUGCCAUUGGGUACCUGGAAGUACACUAUGCCAAGCUAUCGUCCCAGGAAUUUUACAAUUAUUUGGUACCAUGGUUGUUAUGGAGAUGGUUUACUAGUGAUAUCACCAUAGGAACAGUAACAAUGGUUGUUUACAGCUACUGCUGUGUUGUUACAAUGGCAGCAUGUGCACAUUACUUUCUUUGGCAGUGCAUGCUGUUGUACACAGGUCAAAGUUCAUAUGAAUAUGUAAAAGGUAUCAGGCUUUAUAAAAGAUCGCUCUUUGACAACAUGUCCUCAGUGUUUGGACCCAUGUGGUUGCUAAAUUUCAUAUUUCCAAUGCCUUUCCAUAACUCUGGCAAUGGAAUAGAAUGGAAUGUAAGCUUGGAUAUGAAAGAGAGGUAAUUAUUGUACAUUUCCAUGAUUAUAAUAUGUGUUACGAGCAUAAUCAUGAUUUUUGACAUGAUUGAUUGUAAGGUUGUAUGUGUUCACUUUUUCAUGGUUAACCAUAUUGAUAUUGUGUUCAAUAUUAAGGAAGGGUUCUAGGGGUCCUUUGCUGCAGCAGCAUAUUAAUCUGAAGGCCCCCCUUAACAUGCUUUACUUAAGUUUGUAACAAGAGGGUUAUGAAGGACCCUAUAGUUUCAUGCAUAAUUUCAAAAACUGUUCGAUGAUUGUUUACUGGUGUUUGUUAAUUAUUUGGAUUUUGAUGAUUUUUGGUCAUCAUGUACACGUACGUAUAUCAUGCUGAUCUAUGAAGUAAAAUUGUUGUUGAUUUAUUUUGGUUGCUAUACUUGCAGGAUUUGUCAAUUAUCAAUCAUACAGUACUGUCACAAAACACAACAUCAACAUGAUAUACCGUAUUUGACGUAAUAAGCGCCCAUGACGAUAUUUGCUAAUAUAUUGGCUGGUGAACAAUCCCAAUUAGCUUCCGAUUGAUUAAUGUACACAAGACAUAUUUAUUCGCGUAUAAUACGCACUCUUGCUUUAUAUGCACCCUCAAUUAUUGACGUCGAAUACGGUAUAUAAUAUAUAUAUAUAUAUAUAUAUGGUCUAUUUUUCGAGUAAACAUUUGGGCUAUUCUCUCAAUUGUUUUCCAAUUCUCUCAUUUAGUAGUUGCCAUUUAAACAUGACAUACUUAUCAGUAAAUCUCUCUUUGUUGGAUUUAAAUUGUUAAUCAUGGACUGUCCUGAGAGGAAGGUCAGAGGUUAGAUUCGACAUAAUACAUUAAAAGAUAGUACUUUUUGUUACUCUGGCUGGCACUGGAAAUUAAGGGAGUGAAACAAGAACUGGUCAGCUUGGAGUCAUAUCCAUGUUAAAAUCUCAGUUGGCUAGACCUAUAAAGCCAACGUCAGAAGCAGCCACAGAUACACACAUGCAUACACAUGGUCAUAUAUGUGCAAUCAUCUUGAAUGUGAUGUUAAACUGCAUUUUAACUUCACCUCAUCUCAGUGGGUUGUCUCCCUUUGGCCAUUUGUCAGCUGUAGUAUUCUCGGGUCUCAGGAAAUAAAUCAUGACUGACUGAUUUUUCCAAGCUAAUUGUUUUGACAUUUUUACUGACAUGCAUAAGGAACUAGGAACGACACAAUGUAGCAUUGUAUCUCUUAGUUUCUGACAGAUUGUUUCUCGCUAUAAUGAUGCAUUUAAUUUUUUAACAAUUAAUAUAUUAUAAACCAUGUUCAUUUUUCUGUGAAAAUCCCAGUUUGUCUUUGAAAGUUUUUCACAGUGUGGUACUUAGAGCAUUCUAUGCAUGUAACUUGUAUCUGUUGUCUGUUGCAUUGCACAAAGUCUUCCCUUAUGUGAUAAUCAUGAAAAUAUGUAUGAAUGCUGGUGUACACCAGGAAUAACACUCAUUCACCAGCCUAACAUAAUCCCCUCUGAGGUCCGCAUACAUCUGCCAAUGAUGCUGGAGUGCAUGGACCCCCUGGUGGAGUGAAAGUCCUCCACAGUGAAAAGGACGUCAUCAUCAUGUGUGUAAUACUUGUCAGACAGUUCUUUUUUCAAUUUUGCGAAGUGUAAUAUUUUGUAUUAUAGCUAAAAUGGAUAGAAUUAUCAUAAAAACGCCCGCAUGUUAUCAGAAAUGAGCGGGCCACUGUAACUUGAUAAUGCCCUCAUAUU